AUGCUGGUGAGGGGCAGGGACGGGGACGGGGCCCAGCUCCCACGUGGGCCUCUCUCCAGGACUGACCCCAGACCCUCUUCUUUUCAGGGUCCUAAUGCCUCCCUCGAUUCAGAGCUUCCGAGCGCCCCAGUCCCCGACGGGGACACCAGUGUCUCCCCGGGACGCCCCGAGAGGCUGUGCGCGCCGCCGGGGCUGGAGGAGGCCUUGAGCUCGCUGGGGCUGGAGGGGGAACGCGAGUACGCUGGGGACAUCUUCGCUGAAAUCAUGGUGUGCCACGCGCUGCCCCGGAGCCCCCUGCCCCGCCCCGUGACUCCAGAGAUGCGUGCGCUAGUGGUGGACUGGCUGGUCCAGGUGCACGAGUACUUGUGCCUGGCAGGGGACACACUUUACCUGGCGGUGCACCUGCUGGAUUCCUACCUGCGCGCCGGCAGAGUGCGCCUACACCGCCUGCAGCUGCUGGGCAUGGCCUGCCUGUUCCUGGCGUGCAAGAUGGAAGAGUGCGUGCUUCCCGAGCCUGCCUCCCUCUGCCUUCUGAGUGCCGGUUCCUUCUCGAGGGCAGAGCUGCUGCGCGCAGAGCGCCGCAUCCUGAGCCGCUUGGAUUUCCGACUGCACUAUCCCGGGCCCUUGCUGUGCCUGGAGCUGCUCACCGCGCUGGCCGGGAGUGGCCCCCAGGUGAUGCUGCUGGCCACCUAUUUCCUGGAGCUGUCCUUACUGGAGGCUGAGGCUGCGGGAUGGGAGCCUGGUCGUCGCGCAGCUGCGGCGCUGAACCUGGCGCAUCGCAUGCUCGACGGAGCGGGCUCCAGGCCCAAGCCAAUGCUUUACAGGUGUGGCCUUGGCAGAGGGCGGUGCUCCGCGGAGCUGGACCCCCUGGAGCGGUGCAUGGUCCGCGCCUCUCUGCGGGGCCCGGCACCUGGCCGCGCCGCGGUCUUCCUCAAGUACGCGCGGCCCCAGCGCCAGGGCACCAGCCUCGCCGCCGCCCUCCUGCUCCGGCGCCCCCAGCCUGGGCCUCCUUGA
Molecule: messenger RNA, 1014 nt
Organism: Urocitellus parryii (Arctic ground squirrel)
Lineage: Eukaryota; Metazoa; Chordata; Mammalia; Rodentia; Sciuridae
Source: RefSeq, a predicted model, not a curated record